Molecule: messenger RNA, 2449 nt
Organism: Dicentrarchus labrax (European seabass)
Lineage: Eukaryota; Metazoa; Chordata; Actinopteri; Moronidae
Product: gap junction delta-4 protein-like
Exons: 2
Coding region: 517-1719 (400 amino acids)
Biological process (GO): cell communication
Cellular component (GO): connexin complex
Source: RefSeq, a predicted model, not a curated record
UAAUUCAGUGUUUUUAACUAGUGAUUUACACAUUUCUGACAAUGACAAGAGGAGUGUUCUGUUUAACAGCACUGGCAUUACAAUGAAGCUGCCACUGACUUUAAAUGUCUACUAAAAUAAUAAUCAUUACUUGUCUUGCGAUGUGAUUAUUACCUUCAUGUGAAGCUGUAGCUGUCUGUCUUAAGUUUAUGAUUGUCUAUUACAAGCUCGCCUACGUAUGAUUGUUAGCUUCCAGUAACGUUGACUGGUACCUUGACAUGCCAACAAUGCUUUGAUGAUAGCCUGGUAAGAAUAGCUCUCUCCACAGGUCCUGGCCUCUGCAGACAAGAGUGUGAAGCAGUAAGAAAAUAUUAGAGGUGACUGUAUUUAGUGGCAAGCUGUGAGGGGCAGCACUGUAGUUCUGGGACAGUGUUGACGGGGACAGGAACUCCUUCCCUCUCUUUGUUUUAAAGAAGCUUUUUGAGUUUUGGGGUUGUUUUCUUAUGGGAUCAGGGUCAGCGCUCAACAGUGAGGAAGAUGGGAGCGAUAGAUCUACUUUUCACCACUGUCAGUCACAGCGUCUCCUUUAUGGGUAAAACCUGGUGGAUGUUGAUGCUGGUUUUACGUCUGCUGGUCCUCCUGCUGGCUGGCUUCACCCUCUUCAGUGACGAGCAGGAAAGAUUUAUCUGCAAUACCAUCCAGCCAGGCUGCUCUAACCUGUGUUUUGACGCAUUUGCUCCUGUAUCCGUCUUCCGUCUCUGGCUCUUCCACCUUAUUCUGCUCUGCCUUCCCCAUGUGCUGUUUGUAACCUACGUCAUGCAUAAAGUUUUGUCAUAUUCCCAUUCCGGAGGUUUCUACUGCGACAGGAGCCGAGGUGGUUCACCUUUCACCCUUGAGAACUCGAGCUCCUCAAGAGAACAGUCCUUGCAUAAAGCUCCACUUCACUACCUCCCACGUGAAUGGGUAUUGCCGCGCUUCUACUGCGCUUACUUACUGGUUGUAAUUCUACGGAUCCUUCUAGAAGUGGUUUUCGGUGCUGGACAGUUUUUUUUCUUUGGUUUGUCCGUUCCUAAGAGCUUCCUCUGUUACGAAGCUCCCUGCACAUCUGGGGUCGAAUGCUACAUCUCCAGACCAACUGAGAAGACCUUAAUGCUCAACUUCAUGCUGGGUGUUGCCUCCUUGUCCAUUCUGCUAAGUCUGGUUGACCUGGUGAGCUCCAUGAAGGCGAUGGUGAGGUGGAGGAGGAAGAGAGAGAUGUUAAUGGAGGAGAUGAAUAAAGGAGAGCAGAGCAGUAUGUUUACAACAACUACGACUGAAGACAGUGAUGUUCUUUUAACCAGAAGAACCAGCCUGAGUGGAGGCUCAAAGAAUGGUCUCAAAGAUGAAAAGCAUGCUGUAGCUGUUGUGCAAAAUGGUGAACCUCUUCAUGCAAAUGUGAAUGGUGGAACCAUAAUUAAAACUGCUCAAUCCACUAAUGACAAGAGGCCAGAAAGCAAAGAUGCUAAGUUGGACACAUCUCGGUCACCCACUCCCAUGAGCACUCCGGUGCCAACUCACUUUGUCCUCCAUAGCCACCUGAGACCUCCACUGUCCCCUCGCCCCGACACAGGACCACCACCAAACCCCAGGGUGCCAACACCUAUGGGUGUCAAAAAGCCCAGCCAGUACGCUCCAGUUGGGGCAAACUCAGGCCAACAGUCUGAUGGCAGUGACUCUCAAGACAAGAGGGCAUGGGUGUGAUUGACUGGUUGCCAGUUAUUGGUUAGUUAUUGGAUAAAAACUGCUGUACCUUUAAAGGACUUUAACUAUAUUUAAGCAUGAAUUUAUAAAAGGAGUUGAUGCACUAUAAAGGAAGGUUUGCUACAAAUUUUAAAGCUGCACUAAUGAAUAUUUUUUAUUAUUUUGUAUAAUGAGAAAGGUCUUGCAAAUAGUGACAAACCCACAAAUUCAUUCACUCACUGUUUUGGAAUUACAGAGUGAAAGUUAAGUAAGUUUUCUUAAACCAAUAUUAAUAAGUCAAUCAGACAAAACAACAUUUAGCUAGUAAGCUGGAUAGCUUAGCAAGCUAAAGAGAUUUUUCUCAGGAGUUGGUGGAGACCAAAACAGACCUGAAAGGAGAGCGAGUAUUUGAGGUACUGGUGGCUAGAAAAAUGACCUCAAUAGUAAAGUUGCAUAAUGUCUGCUAGAUAUAUAAAGUUGCUAUGGUGAAUAGCAAACCAUUGCCUAUGAUGAGUGUAAGUCAUUACAUGUUUUCAGCUUGUUCCACUGCCAUCAAGUUCUCAAAAAGUCAAUGAAUGCAUAUUUACUUUACUUAUCUUAGAUUAUCACAAAAAACUUUUUAAAUUGUGCAAACACCUCAAGGACUCAUGAGAGUCCAGUCAAGAGACUGCAAAAUGUUCAUAUCGUAAAAUACAGCUCUACACUUUACACGUUCAACAGUUAAUAAAAAAACAGCCUUGUUUCAAAUCUU